CUUCCUCCUCUGCCAUUUCUUGAAAACGAUAAGAAUACCUGCACCAUUUGCGGCCGGGGAGAGCAUGAUAGACACCAUAUAAGCAUACUAAUGCCAAUUGCGAGAAAAGGCGUGAACCUACACUUCACUUUCGUUAGCCAGAGGCUUCGAUAGGCGAUCUCUGGUUGGGCUUGCUCCUUCCUUGUGCAGACUGAACUAAACAAUGUCCGACACGCCACACUCGGGAAGAGGUCGUGGUAGAGGAAGAGGGCGUGGUGUUUCGAUGGCUCGCAUUCCUAGCAGUGCAUCAGACACGACAUCCACAUCAUCUGCCACAUUUGCGUCCCCUGUGCUUCCGCCGAGUACGAUGGCAGGCUCUCCUGCAGUGCGACCAGCGCCGCUUCUUCGUUCACAGUCUGUACCCCAAUAUUCCUCCUCCCCACUUGCCGUCGCUGUGUCUCUUCCCAACUCGCCAACCACAGCAACGACUGCCGCCGGAAACGUUUUUCACUACCAGCCCGGUCACCCACAAUAUCCAACCUACUUGGCGGCUCUGCAUUAUUACAUGAACCAAUACAACGUAGCGUCUCCCAACGGGAACCCUGCUGCUACCGGUCUACCAGGAGCAACCCCUUCAUCUACUCCCGGCGCCACACCUGUUGCCUCCCCCCAGAAUCCUCCCGAUUUUCAAAGACAGGCCAGCAUAUCAAGUGCAGUUCCAGGGUUGGAGAAUGCAGCAGGGUCUAUAGUGACAGGCGCGGCAAGCACCCAACAUAACCGUCAAACUCCCAACACGGCUCGUAACAUGCAUUCCUCAAUCAUCUCAAGUCUGUCGGCAAACUUGCAAGCAGCAUCCUCUCGACCCCCUAUGCUUCCUGGAGCAGCGGGACUAUCCACACGACCCACUAUGCCCCCUGUUGAUCCCAGUACUCUACCAAUAUUGACGAAAGACAGGAUACGGCAUAUGGUGGCUCAGGUGGAUCCAUUGCAGAGGUUGGAAAAUGAUGUCGAAGAGAUGAUGCUGGAGAUUGCCAAUGACUUCAUUGCACGGGUAACCGAAAAAGCAUGCAAGUUGGCACGGCAUCGGGGCUCGGAUUCAGUCGCCGUGCGGGAUGCAAGAAUACCACUGGAACAAGACUGGGGUAUUCGCGUUCCGGGCUUUGGCACCGAUACACGUGACCGAGAUGACAGGGAAGAGCCUUCCGGCGAGAAAGACACACUCACAGAUACAGAGAAAACCCGUCAACACAUUGCUAGAAUGCAAAAAGUGCGGGAAGCAAUUCGCGAAGCUGGACGUGGGAAGCACAUGCACCAGGGGGCAGGAGGUGUCAAAAAGAUCGCGGCGAAGGGAAAGGAUAAAGCAAAGGAAAAAAGGCGCAGUUGAACAGGGUCGCCACUGCUGUAUAGUUUAUGCGUGCACUUUGAAGCAACAUGUAGAUACUAUUUUGGAUCGUGUCCAUUUUCCUUCGACCGAGGUCAUAUCUGUGUUUUAACAGUACGUUCUCUGCCUUUCUCUGGCAAGGCUUGAAUAAAAAAGCUACAGUGUCGAAAGUGGG
Molecule: messenger RNA, 1535 nt
Organism: Spizellomyces punctatus DAOM BR117
Lineage: Eukaryota; Fungi; Chytridiomycota; Chytridiomycetes; Spizellomycetales; Spizellomycetaceae
Exons: 4
Coding region: 203-1363 (386 amino acids)
Biological process (GO): RNA polymerase II preinitiation complex assembly; DNA-templated transcription initiation
Cellular component (GO): transcription factor TFIID complex; SLIK (SAGA-like) complex; SAGA complex
Molecular function (GO): protein heterodimerization activity; TBP-class protein binding; DNA binding
Source: RefSeq, a predicted model, not a curated record